Messenger RNA from Impatiens glandulifera, 805 nucleotides. Its product is annotated as protein PAM68, chloroplastic. The transcript has a single exon. Bases 1 to 666 code for a protein of 221 amino acids. Lineage: Eukaryota; Viridiplantae; Streptophyta; Magnoliopsida; Ericales; Balsaminaceae. The record is from RefSeq and is a predicted model, not a curated record.
AUGAGAACCAACCAAUGUUGGCGAGCACCACCGAGCAGAGUAGCCAUGGAAGCCGUCUCUUUCAUCAGAGUUUCCCUCUUCCCUUCUUCUCCAUCCUUAUCCAAACACGUUCUAAUUACUCCAUCAAUCUACAGGGCAAAACCAAUUAAGCAAAUCUUUAUCCAAUUGACACCACUCUCAGCAACUCGUAAUUCCCCAAAAGGGUUUGGUCCUUCCCGGCGAAAGAAACCCAAUCGGAAAAGGAAACCCAGAAAAGACUAUGAAGAUGACGAUGAAGAUGAAGAAGAAGAGGAGGAAGAGGAAGAAGAAGAAGAAACAGGGGAAGCUGGGAUUAUUCCGGAGGUGGUGACGAAUAGGAUGAUUAACAGGAUUGGAUUAUCAGUUGGGAUUCCUCUAUUCGUGGGGAUAUUGUUCUUCCCUUUCUUCUAUUACUUGAAAGUAGGGUUGAAGAUUGACGUGCCGACUUGGAUUCCUGUUAUCGUGUCCUUUAUCUUCUUUGGAACAGCUCUUUUAGGGAUCAGCUAUGGAAUCGUCUCCGCCAGCUGGGAUCCUUUGAGGGAAGGAUCCCUUCUUGGUUGGAAAGAGGCUCAGAGUAAUUGGCCUGUUUUCUGGCAAUCUCUAAGGGGCGGCGGUGGCGGCGGCGGCCGUGGAUCGAAGAACAAUUAGUUGCUAAAACUUUCUCUCCCUCUUUCUUAAUUGGAGUUUUGAGGGUUUUUCAUAUAGAGAAGUAAUUCUUGAUUUUAUUAAUGACUUCUUCAUUUUGUAUGCUCAAUCUAUUUUCAUAAUUAUAUUUUAUAUUAACUCA